GGGGAACUGUCGGCACUUGUUACCAGUCAAAUAAAAUCUGAGACUGAUAAUGUAACAUUAAAACAAACAAUUUUAUUCUGAAUUUAUUUUUAAAUUGGAUUCGUAAUGAGUACUAGAAGUCACAGCCGAUGGUUCCAUCCCAAUAUUACUGGAGUAGAUGCCGAGAAGAUGCUUACUGAUAGGGGCUUAGACGGAAGUUUUUUAGCUCGACCCAGCAAAUCUAAUCCGGGAGAUUUCACAUUGUCUGUCAGGAGGAAUGGUGAGGUGACUCACAUAAAAAUUCAAAAUACUGGUGAUUAUUAUGACUUGUAUGGAGGUGAAAAGUUUGCAACAUUAGCUGAACUUGUGCAAUACUAUAUGGAAAAUCAGGGCCAACUAAAAGAAAAAAAUGGAGAAGUUAUUGAAUUAAAGUAUCCUCUAGUCUGUGCUGAUCCUACAACUGAACGGUGGUUUCACGGUCCACUGUCUGGGAAAGAAGCCGAAAGAAUUUUGAUGGAUAAAGGCAAAAAUGGUAGUUUUUUAGUUCGUGAAAGUCAAAGUAAACCUGGAGAUUUUGUGUUGUCUGUUAGGACUGAUGAUAAAGUAACUCAUGUUAUGAUACGCUAUCAAGAUGGCAAAUAUGAUGUUGGUGGAGGAGAAAAAUUUGACAGCCUUACUGAUUUGGUUGAGCACUAUAAGAAAAAUCCAAUGGUGGAAACUAGUGGAACAGUUGUUCAUCUGAAAAUGCCAUUUAAUGCCACGCGAAUAACAGCAUCUACCAUCGAAUGCAGAGUUCAACAAUUAGCAAAAGAAAAUAGUCAGAGUAGUGGAAAAGCAGGCUUUUGGGAAGAAUUUGAAUAUCUUCAACAACAAGAGUGCAAGCAUUUAUAUAGUAGAAAAGAAGGACAGAAACCUGAAAACAGAUCAAAAAAUCGAUACAAGAACAUUCUCCCCUUUGACCAUACUAGAGUUAUUUUAAAAGAUGUUGAUCCAAAUGUUCCUGGCUCUGAUUAUGUUAAUGCUAACAUUAUUACUCCUGACGAAGAUUCAACUGGGGAUGGAUCCAAAAAAUACUAUAUUGCAACUCAGGGAUGCCUACACAAUACUGUUGCCGAUUUUUGGAGGAUGGUAUGGCAGGAAAAUACCAGAGUAAUUGUUAUGACGACUAAAGAAAUUGAAAGAGGAAAGAAUAAAUGUGCUCGUUAUUGGCCAGAUGAAGAUCAAGCCAAAGAAGUUGGAAAAUUUGUUUUGAAAAAUAUUUCAGAGUCUUCAACUACAGAUUAUAUAUUGAGAGAAUUUUCGCUUACAAAGGAAGAAAAUACUGAACAACGCACAAUUUACCAUUACCAUUUUACGGCUUGGCCGGAUCACGGUGUGCCAUCUGACCCAGGAUGUGUUCUAAACUUUUUGCAUGAUGUAAAUCAUCGCCAGGAAUCUAUCAAUGGAGCUGGUCCAAUAGUUGUGCAUUGCAGCGCUGGCAUUGGAAGAACUGGAACUUUUAUUGUUAUUGACAUGAUUGUUGAUUUGAUAAAAAGGCAAGGUCUUGAUUGUGAAAUCGACAUUCAGAGAUCAAUACAAAUAGUUCGAUCCCAGAGAUCUGGAAUGGUUCAAACAGAAGCACAAUAUAAAUUUGUUUAUUUAGCUGUACAGCAUUAUAUUGACACUUUGCAACAAAGGAUACAAGCAGAACAGAAAAGCAUUCAGUUGGGAAGAGAAUAUACGAAUAUAAAAUAUACAGCUGAAGCUGCUGGAACGACAGAGCCAGUGAAGGUGCAUACAAAUACUACACCUUGUGCAACAACUGUAAGCCCACCUACACCAACUAUGCCCCCCCUUGUGUCUCGGACUUCUUGUGAAAAUUUAAAACCUCCCGUGCCUCCUCGACCUAGUCCAGAAACAGUAGUGCCAAGACCCCCAGACGAACCCUUACAACUGUAUGAAAACAUACCUCUGAAAGAUAAGCCUUUGGUGGUACCUUUGACUCCAUCAUUCAAUAUUGGUCCUCCUCCUAUGAUUGCUCCCCCACCACCUCCUCGAAAGUCAUGACAGUUUGCUUUUAUCAGUACUGAAAAAGAACUUGCCAUUGAACUUUACUCAAACUGCCUGAAAGCCAAAGCAAGUAGUUGCUUCUUUACCAGGUGUUGCUGAGCGACAUGUAUGGGACAUUACAAAUGUGCAUUACUAAAGCGUUUCUUUGAUAUUUAAGACUUUUUUUCUGCUUUUUGUACAUAUUUUCUAUUAUCAUUCCACUAUUGAUCUUAAAUUAUAUGAAAAGAUAUUUUCAAAAAUCUAUUACUUUCAAAAAAUUUGCUUUUCAUACCCAAAGUUAUCUUCUCUAUUCCAUUCUUUCUAAAAUAAGGACAUGUUUAGUUAUUGUCAAUGUUUAGAGCUUUUUAGAGGCUUAAAUGUGCGUUUGCUUUAUCUGUUUGCAAUUGCUAGUAUUUGUAUAAGAUCUAAACUUACUAGUGCCUGAAAAUAUUAAGGUACACACUGGUUUGACAUUUAGCAAUGUUAAAUAAUACUGUGUCAAAACCUAUAAUUGCUGUAUUUAUUUUUGUAAGUCAUUUUUGUAACUUUUUAUACAUAGGAGCUCUAAAAAAAUAAUUAUCC
Molecule: messenger RNA, 2589 nt
Organism: Uloborus diversus
Lineage: Eukaryota; Metazoa; Arthropoda; Arachnida; Araneae; Uloboridae
Gene: csw
Product: tyrosine-protein phosphatase non-receptor type 11-like
Exons: 15
Coding region: 106-2025 (639 amino acids)
Biological process (GO): protein dephosphorylation
Molecular function (GO): protein tyrosine phosphatase activity
Source: RefSeq, a predicted model, not a curated record